Molecule: messenger RNA, 3447 nt
Organism: Anoplophora glabripennis (Asian longhorned beetle)
Lineage: Eukaryota; Metazoa; Arthropoda; Insecta; Coleoptera; Cerambycidae
Product: lysosomal alpha-mannosidase
Exons: 16
Coding region: 33-3125 (1030 amino acids)
Biological process (GO): mannose metabolic process
Cellular component (GO): lysosome
Molecular function (GO): alpha-mannosidase activity; carbohydrate binding
Source: RefSeq, a predicted model, not a curated record
AUUUUCCUUCGCGUUGUACACACCUCGAUAAAAUGUUUCUGGCUAUUUCGAUUUGUGUUUUAUUGCUAGUGAAUGGUAAUGAAUCUGCUUCUCUGAAGAAUAUAAAGGACAGGUUAGAUGUACAAAUAGGUUGCGUAAAAUGUCACAAUAUUGAUAAAAAUAAAAUAAAUGUACAUCUAGUGCCUCAUUCACACGAUGAUGUGGGUUGGUUGAAAACAGUAGAUCAAUACUAUUAUGGAAUGAAAACUGAUAUUCAGCAGGCUGGUGUCCAGUAUAUUAUAACUUCAGUUGUAGAAGCUCUCAUGGAAAACUCAGACAGAAGGUACAUUCAAGUAGAAACUGCGUUCUUUUGGAAAUGGUGGAAAUCCCAAACUGACGAUAUGAGGGAGAAAUUUAAAUAUUUAGUCGACAACGGACAAAUUGAAAUGGUAAAUGGAGCCUGGUCAAUGAAUGAUGAGGCUUGUGCCAAUUACCAGUCUACGAUCGACCAGUUUACUUGGGGAUUAAGAAUAAUUAAUGACACUCUUGGUACCUGUGGCAUACCUCGAGUAGGGUGGCAAAUUGAUCCCUUUGGACACAGCAGAGAACAAGCAUCGCUUUUUGCACAGCUAGGAUUCGAUGGAGUAUUUUUUGCAAGAUUAGAUCAUGAAGAUAAAAGUCAAAGAGAACUCAACGCCACCUUGGAUUUUGCGUGGCAAGGAAGUGCAAAUUUAGAUAACAGUGUAAUAUUUGGAGGAAUUUUUCCAACACCUUUAUAUUUUCCUCCAAGCGGAUAUUGCUGGGACUAUGGUUGUACUGAAGAUCCAGUUAUGGACAAUAAAGAAAGUUCAGAUUAUAAUGUAGACAAAUUAGUAUCAACUUUUAUACUUAUCAUGAAACUUUACGCAAAUUACUUUCCUACUAAAAAUAUUUUCAUACCAAUGGGUGGUGAUUUUCAUUAUGAAGCUGCUGAAAUGAAUUAUAUUAAUAUGGACAGAUUUAUAAAGGCAUUUAGAGAUAAUGAAGAAAUAAAUUUAAUAUACUCAACACCAUCCUGUUACAUUCGAGCUGUCAAUGAUGCACAACCCAAACUGAAACUGAAAACGGAUGAUUUCUUUCCAUACAGCAACGAUUUACAUUCAUUUUGGACAGGAUAUUUUACUUCUAGGCCAAAUUCUAAAAGAUUCGAGAGAAUAGGACAUAAUAUUUUACAGGUUACUAAACAACUAAUGGCCCUUAAUGGACUCAAUGGAGCUAGCUACGAGGAUAACGCAAAAUCCCUGCAGAAUUUACGUGAAAUCAUGGGAAUUAUGCAACAUCACGACGCUAUUACCGGUACUGAAAAACAACAUGUAGCUAACGAUUAUGUCCGAUUACUAACAAAGGCGAUCAAAGUAGCUGAAAAACCACUUGGGAAAGUUGUAGGAGAAUUACUUAAGAAAUCACAAGAGUUGAAAACUACCUUGACUCUAUCAUCAUGCCUAUUGUCAAACAUAAGCAUCUGUGAUAUUACACAAAAAUCCGAAAAAUUCCUGGUAACAGUAUACAACCCCUUAUCUUGGCCAGUUACUCAUUACAUUCGUUUACCUGUCAAUAGCACCUCUUUUAAUAUCCAAGGACCAAAUGGUACGGAAGAAUAUGAUGUUAUUGCACCAAUUGCUUAUUUUCACACAAAGCUGGACAAAUUGCAAAGUAGUCACGAACUGGUAUUUGCUGCUAAGGAUGUACCACCUAUGGGCAUCAAGCUUUAUUAUGUUACUAAAAAAAAUGAAAAUGUACAGGAACCCUACAAAGCUGUAACUGAUAAGCUAUUUUUUGGAGACAAUGAAACCAAUUUUCAAAUAGACAAGGAAACGAAUCUCUUAAAAUAUGUCACGAUGAACGGAAUAACUUUGAAUAUCACUCAAAAUUUCUACUAUUACUAUAGCGAAACAGGUGAACAUGAUAAAACCAAUAUUUCCUCUGGCGCUUACUUAUUCCGACCCACAAACACAACACCGGAGUCCUUGGACAAUACUGUAACGAAGGUGGCAGUUGUGAGAGGAAAAUUGGUGGAAGAGUUUCAUCAACAGUGGAACGACGAGAAGAUAAAUGUGUCACAAAUCAUAAGACUGCACAAAAAGGAGAGAUACAUCGAGUUUGACUGGCUUGUAGGUGGAAUAAAUAUUGACAUAGACGAGAUGGGGAAAGAAGUAAUCACCAAAUACACUGUGACAAGCACCUUCGAAAAUAAAGGCACCUUUUAUACCGAUUCUAAUGGCAGGGAAAUGAUCAAGAGAACACUAAACUCCCGCCCAGAUUACAAAUACAAUUCCAGCUAUGAGCCUGUUGCCAGCAAUUAUUAUCCCGUGACUUCUAAAAUAGUUAUUAAAAACAAAAAAGUUGAACUUGCCAUUCUCACAGAUAGAUCUCAAGGAGGGUCCAGUUUAAACGAUGGAGAGAUUGAACUGAUGCUGCAUAGAAGGAUAGUUCAUGACGACAGUAAAGGUGUAGGCGAAAGCCUCAACGAAACUGAAUUCGGAAGUGGCAUUUAUGUUAGAGGAUCUCAUUAUCUAAUAUUUGGAUCUGCCACAAAAUUAAAUCCAGACGGAAAGAGUACAGCGGCGCAAGAACGGAUUCUAUCUCACAAGAAACUUAAUCAACCAUGGGUUGGAGUUGGGAACAUUUCUUCCGUUAAUGUGACUGCUUUGCAACAAAAAUUAAAUUUUAACUACUCCGCCUUAAAUGAAGCCCUCCCGGAAAAUAUAAAUAUUUUGACAUUCGAACCAUGGGCAAACCAAUCCUACCUUUUACGUUUGGAACAUAUUUUGGAGAAAGACGAAGAUCCGUCAUUAUCCAAUGCCACUUCUGUAGACAUAAGUAAACUGUUUAAUACACAUGACAUCGUCGAAAUAACUGAGACGACCCUCGGAGCUAAUCAAUUGUUAGAUGACUAUCAAGCUAGAACUAAAUAUACGUGGAACAUUACAGGAGAAAAAAUGGACGUAGUUCCAGACGAAGCCGAUCCUACUCCAUUAUCAGUUUCUUUAACUCCCAUGAAAAUAAGAACAUUUGUCGUGAAGUUGGGAAUUGCCAGUUUCGGAAAUUCAAUUAAGCCUGUUCCUAUAAUAUCCUUAUUUGUAAUAUGGGGAUACUUACUUUUUUAGAUAAUAGUGAAGUAAAUAUAAAAUACUGUCAUUCUGUUACGUAAACUAGUAAACAGUUCAAUUUUAAUGUGGUCCCAUGUUUGAAAUGUAUAAGUAAUAAGAGAUAGGUAAUUAUAGUAAUUUAUAAUCCAGAGCGCAACUAACAGCUAUUUGUGGAGAAUAAAAUACAACACGCACCAAAUAAAUUUACCCUUAUUUCAUCAUUUACGAAAUUAAAAGUGACGACAAGUUUAUAGUACCUAUUUUAUAAAGCAUGUAAAUGAGGCUUGUAUUACAUGUAAAAAAAUUAAUAUUACUCUCUAAUUAAAGUACAUAGAAGUUC